Molecule: messenger RNA, 2250 nt
Organism: Aspergillus puulaauensis
Lineage: Eukaryota; Fungi; Ascomycota; Eurotiomycetes; Eurotiales; Aspergillaceae
Product: putative choline kinase
Exons: 4
Coding region: 1-2250 (749 amino acids)
Biological process (GO): phosphatidylethanolamine biosynthetic process; phosphatidylcholine biosynthetic process
Cellular component (GO): cytoplasm
Molecular function (GO): choline kinase activity; ethanolamine kinase activity
Source: RefSeq, a predicted model, not a curated record
AUGGAUUCUAACAAGCCUCUAAAAGGACCCCACCCAGGUCUCGAGGCUAAUCUGCCAUCUUCCGCGCAACGACCCCGUCAAGACCCCCCGCCAACCUCCGAUGGAAAUGCCACCAGGCAACGUCGCGUUUCCGCCAGCAAGCCCGCAGUGCGCCAAAGUUUGUACCAUACGCCUUCCGCCGGCUCUCUAAACAACCAGACAUCCAACGAUUCAGUGACCAGAGAAGAUUUCGAGCGGUGGCUGAAGCAGGGCGAGGAGGAAUCGCGGAAUAACCUCUUCAGCCAAGUGUACGAGUGGUUGUCGCGCGAAAAGUCGAAACGCAAACAGUCCUCGAAGAAGCCUAGCGGCUCGGUAAACGGCUCUGCGGUUGCCGGUGAUAACGAGGGAGACGAAAAUAAUAAUAAUAGUAAUGGUGACGGUGUUCCGUUGACCAGAACCGUCUCGCAGGGCUCCGACACCGCCCUUGCGCUGGAUGGACUGGAAAAGAUCCUCCUACAUUAUGCUUCUCGCUACGAUAGCCGGCCGACAUCUACUUGCUCCUCUCGCCGAUCUACGCGCCGGCGUCCUCCGCUGAAGGGACUGCGGAGGGGCUCCGCUUCAGAGUCGGAUUAUGAACUCGACCAAGUUACUCCUGCUGUAGAUGCAGUUUUGGACAACUCUAAGACUCUGUCUUAUACCGGUGGAGGCGCGGAGGGUGAGGAGGGAGAUGGAGAUGCUGCAAGUGUCAGGCGAGCCAAAGACCGAGAAGCUUGGGUUAUCUUCAAGAGCGAACUUCUCCGCUUGACACACACGCUGGAGUUGAAGGGCUGGCGGAAGCUCCCAAUGGAAUCGGCCGCUGAGAUCGGUGUCGUUCGACUUAGCGGUGCUUUGACCAAUGCUGUUUACAAAGUUGCUCCUCCGCAAAACAUUCCCCCGCCUAAAGCGGAGGACGGAUCAUACACCUUGGUUCCUAGAAAACCUCCUCCGAAACUCUUGCUGCGUAUUUAUGGUCCACAGGUGGACCAUCUCAUUGAUCGAGAGAAGGAGCUCCAGAUUCUACGACGGUUGUGUCGGAAGAAUAUUGGACCUAAAGUGCUAGGGACAUUCAACAACGGCCGAUUUGAGGAAUAUUUGGAUGCCCGUCCGCUCACGCCAGUGGAGCUCCGUGAGCCGUCAACAAUGAAGCAGAUCGCGAAGCGCAUGCGCGAACUCCACGAAGGCAUUGAACUGCAGGAAGAGGAGAGAGAAAACGGUCCGAGGGUCUUCCACAACUGGGACAAGUGGGUUGAUCGCUGUGAGCAGGUGAUUAACUGGCUGGACAAAGAGAUCGAGUCUCCGCAGAAUGAGACCAAAGCGGCGUUCGAACCCUGGCGUCGGCGCGGUUAUGUCUGUGGUGUUCCGUGGCCCAAGUUCCGGAAUGCUAUUGACGAAUACCGUAAAUGGCUGGUUACCAACAGUGGUGGCUCACAGGAGAUUAAACGGCAGCUUGUGUUUGCCCAUAACGACACGCAAUACGGUAACCUGCUGCGUAUGGAGCCUAGUCAGCAGUCUCCGCUUCUCCUCCCGGAAAACGAGCAUAAACAACUGGUCGUCAUCGACUUCGAGUAUGCCUCAGCGAACACACCUGGACUUGAGUUCGCCAACCACUUCACCGAAUGGUGCUACAACUACCACGACGCCGAAAGGUCCUGGGCCUGCGAUAACCUGAACUACCCUACCCCCGAACAACAACACCAAUUCAUCACCGCAUACCUCACCCACAAACCCGGGCUAGGCAGCCGUUCCUCCCCCUCAAUCACCCCUCUCAUGCGCCCAGCCUCCUCAUGCCCUCUCACAAUGACACCCCUCGACCUCAACGCAAGCCCCGACCUCGCCCCCCAGCGCCUGGUGGACAGCAUCGAACGCACACACCAGGACUCCCUCGAGGCCGAAACCCAGUUCCUCAUGCGCCAGACGCACCUCUGGCGUGUCCUCAACUCCGCGCAGUGGGUGGCUUGGGGUAUCGUCCAGGCCAAGGUACCUGGGAUGGACGACGACGACAACAACGAGGACGAAGAUAUCCCAACCCCUACGUCCGCGACGGCGCCCGCGCCCCCCAAACCCCCGGUCGACAGCGACGUGGACGAGUCCGACGAAUUCGAUUACCUUGCCUACGCACAGGACCGGGCUCUAUUCUUCUGGGCGGACCUGGUGGCCUUGGGAAUCGUCCAGAGGGACCAGCUCCCGCAGACGUUGCUGGAGGGGAUCGAAGGAAGGAUGAUUAACUAUUAA